AAUUUUUUGAAGAUAAUCAUAUGAUUAUCUGUACUACACCUGAACAAUUAUCUGAAUGGACAAAGUGUGAACACUUUCAAAUAGAUCUUUCUUUCAAACGUGUUGCAGUUGCAUAUCAGAGGAUUUUUCAUGCUUUGUUUGAUUUAAUACUUCAAUUAACGGGUUCAGAACCUCAAUUUAAGCAUAUUCAUAAAAAAGGUUGGGACUGUGUUAUUGCAGAUCUGGAUUAUGCGAAAAUCAGAGAAAAACCAUAUAACGAUACUGUAAAAAAUAAUAUGUAUGCAAUUCUAACAGCUGAAUCAGAGGAUACAAUCAAUCAUUUAUUUGAUAAUAUUCAAAAAAUUGAUAAAAAUACUGCUGAUUGGAUUUCUUUUUAUCGUCAAAAGUGGGUUAUCGCAUCACUUAAUAAGUGUAUGUCAAAGAUUGACAAUAACAUUUGGUUAACAUCUCCCGAUAAUACUAAUACUGCUGAGGCUGCCCAUGCCUUAAGCAACCAUCGUGGAAAAAAUCUCAAACUAAUAGAGAAAGAUUCAAUGCAAUUCGUGUUCAUCAAAAAUACAAUAUACCUACUCGGGGACGGAAUUGCUCGUAACAUUCUAUCUAAUAAAUGUCAAGCUAAUGCACAGGCGAAAUCAACUUUUAUGAAACGUAAAUUACGAUCUACUAGUAAGAAAGGAUCUAAAAAAGGGGAUGUAAAUAACUCUGAUACUGAAGACGAAAUUCCUAUUAGUCAUAAACAAAGUGCAAAGAAAAAGCCUAGAAAAAGCAUUGUAGUUAAUUCUGAUACUGAAAAUGACGAUAAGGAGAAUGAGUUAACUUCAAGAAUUAGUGAACUUGAAUAUAAAGAACGGGUUCUGGCUUUAAAAGAGCGCGAAAUUGAUCUAAGAGAACGAGAGGCUAAAGUCUAUUUAAUGGAAUUAUCAAAUUUUGAGAAGGAGC
Funneliformis mosseae is the source of this 939-nucleotide messenger RNA. Lineage: Eukaryota; Fungi; Glomeromycota; Glomeromycetes; Glomerales; Glomeraceae. The record is from the annotation of a GenBank genome assembly.